Candoia aspera is the source of this 652-nucleotide messenger RNA. It is a transcript of the gene NPW, whose product is annotated as neuropeptide W. The coding region runs from base 44 to 538 and encodes 164 amino acids. The transcript has 2 exons. The record is from RefSeq and is a predicted model, not a curated record. Gene Ontology annotation, biological process: feeding behavior; G protein-coupled receptor signaling pathway. Gene Ontology annotation, molecular function: G protein-coupled receptor binding. Lineage: Eukaryota; Metazoa; Chordata; Lepidosauria; Squamata; Candoiidae.
CGAGCGGCGGGUCUGGCGCGGGGCUGCCCGCCUCUGCUGCCCCAUGGCGUCGAGGCAAGGAACGCGCACGGCGCGGGCCGGGCCGGGCCUCCUGCUGCUGCUCCUGCUGCUGCUGCCGGGCCCGGCCGGAGCCUGGUACAAGCACGUGGCCAGCCCGCGCUACCACACGGUGGGCCGGGCGUCGGGGCUGCUGAUGGGCGUCCGGCGCUCCCCCUACCUCUGGCGCCGGGAGGAGGCCGGCGGCGAGCUCCGCGCCAGCCCACCGGUGGACGUGCCCCCGCCGUGGCUGCGCCUGCAGCUGCAGCCCUGGGCCGCGCCGGAGCCGCCCCGGCCGGAGGGGCGCUGGGGGCGCGACGUCCUGGAGAGGCUUCCCGUGCGCCCCGGCCGGGCGGCGGGCCUGGCCGCCUUCCGGCCGGGUUGCCCGGCAGCCGAGGAGGCCUGGCCCGGUCGCGCCCUCGAGCGGUCCCUGCGGAAGCAGACGCCGACCGACGGGGAGCAGCAGGCGCUGCCGGGCAGUAUUUUCGGACCGGAGAUGUGAUUUCAGGUGAAGCCAGUGUCCUGUGGGAGGAAUGGCCCAGCAAAUGCCACCAGAGGGCCACGGAAGUUGAUUCUGGAAGUGGAGUGUGAGCAAACGGCGGAGCGGCUUUCCCGG